Galleria mellonella (greater wax moth) is the source of this 2342-nucleotide messenger RNA. RefSeq lists its product as uncharacterized. The transcript has a single exon. Lineage: Eukaryota; Metazoa; Arthropoda; Insecta; Lepidoptera; Pyralidae. The coding region runs from base 791 to 2245 and encodes 484 amino acids. The record is from RefSeq and is a predicted model, not a curated record.
CAGCAUAACAUUAUUACGAAGAGGACGGUCAUCAUCAAUAAAUCAGUACUCAUCAUCAUCAAUAAAUAAUCAAGUUCAAGCAAAGUCAAUACAUAUAAAGGACUGAUACCAAUACGUGAGCUAAGUAACAGAGUGUACAGUGAGUUUGUUCCAAUUGCCUACUACCCACCCGUAUCCAUUUUAUCACUUAGAUUUGAAUAAAUUACUUUAUUUCCUUACUUUAAAUAAGUGAAUUCCAACUACUUUCUUUAAUUAUUUAAUAUUUUUAGACAAGUUAUCAUUACCUACCCUACACUUUUAGGUUUAAUAGAUUUUUUUACUCAAUUAAUUGCAUACGGUUGUCAUUAUAUACAUUAUAUAUAUAAUUCAGUAUCUCAUUUUAAGUAAAUCUUUCAUCGUAAUUUAAGUAAAUAUCGUAAUAUAACUAUUUCAUUGAAUAUUUUUAAUAUCAUAAUAAUUCUUCAGUGUCAUUAGUGUUUGGAGUUGCCUCGUAUGUAUUAAAAUUCGAAUAGGCAAUCUAUACUUAAUACCUAUUUGUGUUUAACAGUUUUGCUAAUUCCAGCAGUGUUACAUCGGAGAAAUCGUUGAGCUAGCGGAGCGUACUAGGUGCCCGGGCGCAUAAUUCGUGCCCUGUCACGACCCGCAUUUGCUGACUUUAUAAAAUAUAAGUAUACCGUCUUACUUAAAUUUAUUUCUUUCGAUUUGUGCCUAUACCACUUAACUAUUUCUAAUAUAAACAUAGUGAUUUGAACUUGAAAUUUGCUUUAGAUUUUACCUAAAAUAAUACAAAAUGGAUUUAAAAUCUUUAAUUAAAAAGCGUGGUAGUUACAAAGCUAGACUUACGCAAUUCUCUUCAUAUCUAAAUGUAAAUCAAUCAUGUGAAUCACUUUCUAGUUUACAAAUUAAUGAGCUCAACAUAAGAUUAUCAAAAAUUGAGGAACUUUAUUCAGAUUUUGAUUGUACGCAAAUUGAAAUAGAAAAUUUAUCUGAAAUUCCAGACGAUCAGUACAAAGAACGCGAAACAUUCGAAACUCAGUACUUCGGCGUGAUAGCUGCCGCUCGAGAUAUGUUGACGCGGUCAGCGCCUGCGAGUGCUGAAACGGACUCAGGUUCGGUUGCUGGUUCUGCAUCUAAAGGUUGGCCAAAAUUGAAAUUGCCUUCUAUCAGUAUACCGAGCUACUCGGGCCAGUAUCUCAAUUGGUUGGAAUUCCACGACACUUACUCCACUCUCAUACAUUCAGAUAAUUCAAUUCCUAAAAUUAAUAAAUUUCACUAUUUGCGCGCUGCACUUAAAGAUAGCGCCGCAUUAAUCAUUAGUUCACUUGAUUUCUCAGCUGAAAAUUAUGAUGUUGCAUGGCAGCUUCUAUGCGAACGGUAUAACAAUAAAAGACUUUUAAUCAAUAAUCAUAUUCAUGCUAUUUUUGCUAUUGAGUCUAUACAAAGAGAGUCGGCUAAGGCAUUGCGCAACAUUAUAGACACUGUCAAUAAAAAUCUGAGAGCUCUCAAAACACUUAAAUUACCCACUGACCACUGGGACAUAUUAAUUAUACAUAUAGUCUCGAGUAAACUCGAUAUCAUUACAACUCGCGAAUGGGAAACGUAUCGUAAUAAUCUUAAAGAUAUUCCAUCGCUUUUAGAUUUCAAUACCUUUUUAAAAAAUCGUGCAGAUCUAUUGGAAACAAUGGACGAGUCACAAAACCGUAGGCACAGUGAUACUACACAUACACGUCACAAAUCUUUUAUAGCGAACUCACACUCUCCACCCACUCGAACAUACACAUGUCCCUUAUGUAAACACAACCAUGCUAUUUAUCAAUGUCCAAAAUUUAAAUCGUUGCCAGUUGAAAUAAGAAUACAAAAGGCAAAAUCAUUAAAAUUAUGUAUUAACUGUUUGCGUCAAGGACACAAUGAAACCAAAUGCAAACUAGGUCACUGCAAACUUUGUCUUAACUCUCAUAAUACUUUACUUCAUGUCAAUCAUUCAUCACUUACACCACAGUCAUCUACUAUUCCAACUUCAACAAGUAGCAGUGUCGUCUUGACUAAUUCACAUCAGAAUAACACAAAACAGAAAACAAAACCAAUUGAUGACACAUCGUCAAAAUCUUUAACUACACAUAGUGAUAUAGUCCUUUCCUCUGUCGAUAACACGCAAAAUGUUGUAUUAUUAUCCACAGUCACGUUUUACUCUGUUAUGUCCAUGGUACUGCUCAUGUCUAUAGGCGACGGUUACCACUUCCCAUAAGGUGGGCCGUCAGCUUGUUUGCCAUUCUAAGUUGUAUAAAAAAAAAGUGUUUACCUAUUAGAAAUUACUGUACUAUACUAAUUAUAGAGGGCGAAAU